This is a messenger RNA of Papaver somniferum (opium poppy), 1257 nucleotides long. RefSeq names its product pyrroline-5-carboxylate reductase-like. Gene Ontology annotation, biological process: L-proline biosynthetic process. Lineage: Eukaryota; Viridiplantae; Streptophyta; Magnoliopsida; Ranunculales; Papaveraceae. The transcript is spliced from 7 exons. Gene Ontology annotation, molecular function: pyrroline-5-carboxylate reductase activity. The record is from RefSeq and is a predicted model, not a curated record. The coding region runs from base 121 to 951 and encodes 276 amino acids.
UAUUCAAAAAUUGCUUUAAGUUAAAAAAGAAAAAGAAAAAGAAAAAUCAGAGUUCUACGGGUUUAUAAACAAAACCCUAAAUUGUUUCCAACACAGUCGCAACAAAAAAAAAACCUGAGAAUGGUUUCUUCAGUGGCAAUUCCUAGUGAUACAUUUAAGUUGGGGUUUAUCGGAGCUGGAAAAUUGGCAGAGAAUAUAGCUAGAGGAGUAGUGAAAUCAGGGAUUUUACCUGCUUCAAGAAUUAGUACUGCUCAUAGAAGUUCUGAUCGUAGAGAUGUUUUUUCAUCCUUUGGGGUUAAAGUCUUUGAACAUAAUCAUCAGGUUGUCGAACACAGUGACGUCAUCAUAUUUUCAGUGAAACCUCAGAUGGUGAAGGAGGUGGUUUUGCAGCUGAAACCUUCGCUUACAGGAGAUAAACUUUUAGUGUCAAUUGCCGCUGGGAUUAAAUUGUGUGAUCUACAGGAAUGGUCAGGGAAUACUCGUUUUAUUCGAGUUAUGCCAAAUACUCCUUCUGCUGUAGGUCAGGCAGCAUCAGUUAUUAGCUUAGGAGGAACUGCAACAGAAGAAGAUGGAUUGCUUAUGGAUAGUCUCUUUGGAGCAAUUGGUAAGACUUGGAGAGCUAAUGAGAAAAUGUUUGAUGCCGUCACCGGAUUGAGUGGAAGUGGCCCAGCAUAUAUUUUUCUGGCAAUAGAGGCUCUAGCCGAUGGUGGAGUAGCUGCAGGUCUUCCACGAGACCUUGCAGCAGGUUUAGCUGCUCAGACUGUUUUGGGAGCAGCUGCAAUGGUCGUCAACACUGGUAAGCAUCCAGGGCAGCUAAAAGAUGAUGUUGCAUCACCUGGAGGAACCACCAUUGCUGCGAUUCACGAAUUGGAGAAGGGUGGAUUUCGUGGGACUCUGAUGAACGCAGUUGUUGCUGCAGCCAACCGUAGUAAAGAGUUGUCUAAGAACUAGAUUUGCCCCUUUUUCGUCUCUGCGAGGUUCCCACCACCAUUCUGGUUACGUGUCCAAUCAGAAGAAACAUCUGAGAUACAAUUGAUUAUGGCUCCUUACCAUUUUUUUAGUUCUGGUAUCAUAUUAGGUUACCAUUUGAAGCUGUCAACAUUUUGCAGUAAUUGCCUUAAGAAGUUAUAAAUAACUGAUGUUAGGCUUAUCCUUGGGUAUCUUGUCCUGUUUGUCUAUAAAUGGGUCUCUUUCGUUUGUAAUAAACAACGGUUAACAUUACAUUAGAAUAUUAGACUCUAUUAGAAUUUUCAAUGA